Molecule: messenger RNA, 1529 nt
Organism: Ipomoea triloba (trilobed morning glory)
Lineage: Eukaryota; Viridiplantae; Streptophyta; Magnoliopsida; Solanales; Convolvulaceae
Exons: 11
Coding region: 383-1444 (353 amino acids)
Source: RefSeq, a predicted model, not a curated record
UGUAAGAUAGUGGAGGUAUUAACACCACGUGGGAGAAGAGAGGUUAAGCAGGUGGACGGUGUCAUUCCCCCAAAACCGCCACGUAGCAAAUUGGCGGUUUGAAUUCGUAUCCUAGUCAGCUAGUCUAUAGAAAUUAUCUAUCCAUUACAGCAGCUCGUGGAACUUGCUUUCAAAUCUCUUCUAAUAAAUAAAUAAAUAAAUAAUAAAUGCAUCAUUAGAUUCUCAUCUACUGCCUCUUUCAGAUUUCAGAUAUAUCCUAUCCUUGUCUCCUACUCCCCUCCCUCCCUCUUAUGUAAAGUCCGGUUUGGAUCAAAACGGAAUUAGGGCGCAUUCCAGUAAGCACUCAAGUAAUUCGAAGAGGAGAAAUCUAUCUUCAUUGCAAAUGCCGUCGCCUCCGAGCUCAGCUUACCUUACAGCUCUCACGCUGGAAAUCGAGAGAAAGCUUCAACGUGCGUUAGCUCUGCCGACGCAGAGGCGCGAUUUGUUGCAAGAGCUAUUUGCUGAUAUAGCUUUAGAAGUUGAUGAUCGAGCGAAAGAAAUACUUUUCAGCAGUGAAAAUUUGAGAUCUGCCAGUGAGGAAAAGAUCAAAGGCCCAAUAUGUUAUUUUGAUGUGCUUGCUGAUCAUUUCAUUCAUGUGGCCGACAGUGGGAAACCAAUCCUUAGUUUAAUUGUUCAGCUUUGGAGCCAGCAGUCCUUUGCUUGCCAUAUAUUCUCCCUCUUGUUUCACAAGUGGCUAUUUGAGGUUGAGCUUGACAAAUCUGAAUCUCUGCUUAGGUACUCUUCAGCCCUUGUUCAAGGUGCUACCGAUGUUUUCUGGAUUGAUGUCCAUUCAAACACAAAGUGCUUUCAAAGUCUCUUUAGGUAUCUCUUUGAGGAAGUUUCACUUGUUCCAGAAAGGUUAAAGAAGAUACCAUUUCAGGCCCAGCGGAAUUUGUUCCUCCUCCUUUCACGGUUCAUCUUUUUUUACAACUUAGUUGACAAGCUAGAAAUGUUCUUAAGUCAGUUUCCUGAUUUUCCGAAUGCUGUGUUUAUUGGUGGUCCGGCUGAUUUUUUUGUUACUGAAGUAGCUGAUCAGCUUCAAAAACUGAAAGUUGAGCCUGUACUAUUGCAUUACCUCUCCCAGGUGAAAGUACUCCGCGGGUUAGAAUUGAGAAUGACAACGAGUACAAGACUAAGGACUUGCUUGUAUAGCUUCACCAGCCCGGGCGCUCCAAUGUACCCAACAAGAGCCGUACGUCACGCAGCAUGGGAUGCGCUAAAUUUUCUUUUUCCUGUUGGGCGAUAUCCACGGCAGCUUAUAAGUAUAUUCUUCCGGUUGCUAUAUCCAUGGUACUGGCCAUCUUCUUUCUGGAACUUCAUUAAGUCGUGUGUUGUAGCAUUAUUUUAUUCGGUAUUAAGAUUAAUUUUCUCCCGUAGGAAUAAGUCAAAAGAAAAACAAUUUUGAAGUCACAGUUUGUAUCUCGUCUUUAAUGUAUAUCACCUUAUCCUGAGAUGCUAUAUCAACCAAGGCAGUGCCAUGCUCAUUUUCA